Molecule: messenger RNA, 5669 nt
Organism: Pongo pygmaeus (Bornean orangutan)
Lineage: Eukaryota; Metazoa; Chordata; Mammalia; Primates; Hominidae
Gene: CSRNP2
Product: cysteine and serine rich nuclear protein 2
Exons: 7
Coding region: 1498-3129 (543 amino acids)
Biological process (GO): regulation of transcription by RNA polymerase II
Cellular component (GO): nucleus
Molecular function (GO): DNA-binding transcription factor activity, RNA polymerase II-specific; sequence-specific DNA binding
Source: RefSeq, a predicted model, not a curated record
CCGGAGCCUAUUGUUAGCCGGAGCCGGGGCGGUUCUGGGCAUCUGCUGCCGGGGGCGCCCGAGUUGCCGGAGCCGCCCGGCCCUCUCUGCCUGCCGGCUGGGCUGCCCACCGCCCUCCCUCCCCGCCCUGCCGCCCUGGGAGCUCCCCGGCCGUCGCCGCGGGGCCCGGGGCUCGCUCGCUCCUCCCUACUUCCCACCCGGGUUAGGGCGGCGGCGGCAGCGGGGGCGGCAGAGACCAUCACGGGAGGAGGCAGCUGCGGCGGGGCCGGUAAUGGGCCUAGGGGUGCGGGGCGGAGGGUGCCGCCUCGUCCUUUCUCGGGAUCGGCCCUCGGGCGGCCGUGGAGGAGUGGUCAAGCCCAGAGCCGUGCGGAUGGAGGGGUCAGAAAUGAGAGGCUCGGACGGGAGCGGUCGGGGGGCGGGGAGGUCGGGUGCCGUUGGGAAGGAACCGAGUCGGGAAGAGGCGUAGGAGCGAGGGGCACCGAGGACGCUGGCCCGGACUGCGGGGGCAGCUCGCGGAGACCGAUGGGCGGCUUGGAAGCCUGCAGGAUUGCGGAUGAGGAUUGAGUUCGGAAUGGAGUGGAGAAUGAUGUAGGAUGGAGGAAAGUGAAGGAAGGGGAGGGGGAACAGAGGAAAAUGUGGGAGGAGUGGUUGGGAAUUUGUGAGUAGCAGGCAGGAAGGGAUGAGGAAGGCUGGGUAGGGGCUGCAGAGGAUUGGAAUGAGCGGGAAGGUUAGCAGGAAUCAGAGGGAAGUGGGCCGAGAGCUGAAGGGUUCGGCAGGAGUGUUCAUUAAAAGGAACUGGUGACUUGACAUGUCCCUUCGCUCCGGUUCCUGAUGUCUCCCAUAUUUCUGGCGUCGUGUGGGAAAAUGAAAGCAUCAUUUGCCCUGGUUGCUAGCUUGAUCUUUUUUCAUAGGCCCAAAUACGCAGCCAACUGCCACCCGUCCCUUUUAGUGCUGUGGUCUUGAUUCAUCCUUUUAAAGGGGUUGAGAGUGGCAGUGUGACACACAAACUGUUCUUCAGAAUGAAAUGCUAGAAGUUAUCCCCACAAGACGACACUGUCCCCUUGUCCUGCAGUUUUCAGUUCAAGAGGGCAAAGAUUGUAAAGCUACGAUGUCCUUGCACAGAGGAUGGUGACAGACCAGAUGAGCCCUAUUUUAUGGAGCAGUAUGAGAUUGGGGAAGAUUUUGGGUUUUGAAGCCAUGCAGAUUCUAAUCUUGGGUCCAUUAUUUGGUACCAAAUUUGACCUUUAUAGAAGCCUGCAGUGAUAAUUGUGUUUUUGAUCUCAAGUUCUUCUCACUGGUCCCUUGGAGAGCUUUUCUAUAUGAUCAGAAGAGCAGCUACUGUGAUUCCUGGGCUAAUGAAGCCUAGACCCCAGCUGGAUUGGAAGCAAAGGCCUUUCCUCCACUGGGAAAGAAUCCUAAUGUACCUGGCUAGCUGGUGGUGAGUAGGGGCUUUGGGGCCAACUUGGUGGGCUCCCCAAGGAAACCCCUUUGAAACCAAUGGAUGCAUUCACGGGCUCGGGUCUCAAGAGGAAGUUUGAUGAUGUGGAUGUGGGCUCAUCAGUUUCCAACUCAGAUGAUGAGAUCUCCAGCAGUGAUAGUGCUGACAGCUGCGACAGCCUCAAUCCGCCUACCACUGCCAGCUUCACACCCACAUCCAUCCUGAAGCGGCAGAAGCAGCUGCGGAGGAAGAAUGUACGCUUUGACCAGGUGACUGUAUACUACUUUGCCCGGCGCCAGGGUUUUACCAGUGUGCCCAGCCAGGGUGGUAGCUCUCUGGGCAUGGCCCAGCGCCAUAACUCUGUACGGAGCUACACACUCUGUGAGUUUGCCCAGGAACAGGAGGUGAACCAUCGAGAGAUUCUGCGUGAGCACCUGAAGGAGGAGAAACUCCAUGCCAAGAAAAUGAAGCUGACCAAGAAUGGGACAGUGGAGUCGGUGGAGGCCGAUGGCCUGACGCUGGAUGAUGUGUCAGAUGAAGAUAUUGAUGUGGAAAAUGUGGAGGUGGAUGAUUACUUCUUCCUGCAGCCUCUGCCCACCAAACGGCGACGGGCCCUGCUGAGGGCUUCUGGGGUCCACCGCAUUGAUGCUGAAGAGAAGCAAGAACUUCGAGCCAUCCGCCUGUCACGGGAAGAAUGUGGUUGUGACUGCCGACUGUAUUGUGACCCAGAAGCAUGUGCCUGCAGCCAGGCUGGGAUUAAAUGCCAGGUGGAUCGCAUGUCCUUUCCAUGUGGCUGCUCCCGGGAUGGCUGUGGGAACAUGGCAGGGCGCAUUGAAUUUAAUCCAAUCCGGGUCCGGACUCAUUACCUCCACACCAUUAUGAAGCUGGAGCUGGAGAGCAAGCGGCAGGUGAGCCGCCCGGCAGCCCCAGAUGAGGAGCCCUCCCCGACUGCCAGUUGCAGCCUGACAGGAGCACAGGGCUCUGAGACCCAGGACUUCCAGGAGUUCAUUGCUGAGAAUGAGACAGCAGUGAUGCACCUGCAGAGUGCAGAGGAACUGGAGCGGCUCAAGGCAGAAGAAGAUUCCAGCGGCUCUAGUGCCAGCCUGGACUCGAGCAUCGAGAGCCUGGGUGUGUGCAUCCUGGAGGAGCCCCUGGCUGUCCCCGAAGAGCUGUGCCCAGGCCUUACAGCCCCCAUUCUCAUCCAGGCUCAGCUGCCCCCAGGCUCCUCUGUCCUGUGUUUUACCGAGAACUCAGAUCACCCAACUGCCUCAACGGUGAACAGCCCAUCCUACUUGAACAGUGGGCCCCUGGUCUAUUAUCAAGUGGAGCAGAGGCCAGUCUUGGGAGUGAAAGGAGAGCCUGGUACAGAAGAAGGCUCAGCCUCUUUCCCAAAGGAGAAGGAUCUGAAUGUCUUCUCUCUCCCUGUUACCUCACUCGUGGCUUGUAGCUCCACAGACCCAGCUGCCCUCUGUAAAUCAGAGGUGGGGAAAGCACCCACCCUAGAAGCUCUAUUGCCCGAAGAUUGUAACCCUGAGGAGCCUGAAAAUGAAGACUUCCGCCCUUCCUGGUCCCCCUCAAGCCUCCCCUUCCGCACGGACAAUGAAGAGGGCUGUGGGAUGGUGAAGACCUCCCAGCAGAAUGAGGAUCGGCCCCCUGAAGAUUCUUCCUUAGAACUCCCUCUGGCAGUGUGACAGGCGCUAGAGGUCCUGCCUCUUACCCAUUCUCUAUUUAUUCCCUUAUUUUAUCUAACACCAUUUCAAAACAAAACUGUAGAAGCAGCUGCUGCUCCCAUGUUAUUUUAUUGGGGUCUUUGGGGAAUGGGUGGGAAAGGAUUGUUUGAGUAUUUUUUAAAAGGGAAACAGUACCAAGGAGACCAGCCCUACCUUGAUCUGGGGAUAGUCUUGGGGCAAAGAAAGCUGCGUAGUGCUGAACAUUAAGCUUUCUGGGCCACUGGAACAAAGAACUAGGAUCUCACAGGAAAAGCUGGGUAACUCAAGCAGCUAUUCUUUCUGUAGGGACCAGAACACGAGAAUUUGAAGAGCAUGGCAAAGCCCUUUCUCUCCCAAGCCCCAGGCAGAGUACAAGCUCAUUUUUCUCGGUGGUUAUUCUGAUAUCCCAUUUUGGUGUGUCAUAAUACUUCAAACUGGAAAGUCACCUGGUCGAGUCUAGGGAGGAGGGAGUGGAAGGGUCUCUGCUUCUGUACAAAAUCUCCAGGAUUUACAAAAAUGUAACCUGCCUUCCUUCAAUCCCAUAUUUGGUAAAUAAGUUAAUAUUUGACAUGUUUGGUGUUCUCUGACCUGUUCCCCACACUGGGGAUUCCUGGUCUGUAACUUGAAUUGUUUCUUCCACAUGUUCUUAAGUACUAGAGUUAAACUUGUCUAUGUGUCUUUUUUUCUCUCCAUCCUUUUUCCUUCGGAGAAAAAGAGCUGGAUUGGCUGGGGAUGUGGUAUAACGAGCCUGAGCCUUCUGUACGUGUCUGACACUAGCACUGUCAGGCAGCUUUCGGCUGGGGCUCACCCAUCCCACAGGAGGCCUAUGUGGAGCAUUAACUGGCCAAAGGAGGCAGCAGGAACAGGCUGCUUGCUAUCUGGAAAGAUGACAUAUUUGUGGAGUGCUUGUUUUUUCAUCCAGGUUUUUCCCUCUUUGUGAGAUCUGGGCUUUAGUGGAAUGUAGGAUGUGGCAAUCUUAAGGUCACCAACCAGUUUUUGUUCUUUUUUCCUGGAUCUACCCUCAUGGUCGUUUUCAACAUAGCGGGUUAGAGUUCUUAUACUGUUCCAGUUCAAUUCCAAGAAUGCAAAUGUUUAUUGGACCCCUCCAUCUUGAUGAUAUAUAAAAAUUGGAAGCCAAGCCAGUUCUUAAAUGCCACAUGCAACUCCCAGAUUCCAAAGGAUUCAAGUUCUAAUUAUAACCUUUGAAGCGUAUAGAAUGGAACUCAUUCAGUUUGAUUCAGUUCUUACCUCUGUCAGGAGGAAUACAGUUCCUGUUCAUCCUGUGUUCUAAGAUCUCCUCCAUUGAACAGCACUGAUUUUCUUUCAUUAGCAAAAUGAUCUUUGUCUCUGUUCUAAAAUGGAGGCAGUAGGGAGCAAAACUAUUCUUCUCAAGCAUCCUUUACACCAUACUUUACUUCUGGUAUGGUUUAUUAACCACACACACACACAAAAGUGAAAAACUGUUGGCGGGGAGACACUACUCCUACUUAAUCUUGCUCAUAAAGCUUUUUCUGGUGGGAUAUUAAGGCCCUGGUGUCUUACAGAAACCAUCAUAUAUGUCACAGCAGCAUUUCACCCCUGAAGUCUCUAAACUCUGAGCCUGAAAGGAUUUGUAUUUAAUACACAUAACAUUUUUUAGUUCAUUCUGCCUUUCCUAUUUGUUCCAGUUUUUGCUUGGUUUUAGUUUGGAGGGGAACUUAAGUACAUAGAUCCUUAUCUCUCCCCAUCCCCUAGCCUCACAAAACACAGUUGAGAGUCUUAAGUACCUGAGAUCUCGAAGCUACCCAGAACUGAACUAGACUCCCCUACCUUAGACUGGUACCCUCAACCACAGGACUGAAGCUUAAUUGGGAUUUGGCUUUAUGGAGAAAAGAAUCUUUUUCAAAGUUUGUGUCGGAAGGGGAGAGUGAGGUUUGCACACUGUCUCUGCAGGAAUGCUCCAGCUUAAUCUAGGAAGUAGAUUCCAGCUGCACGAUGAGGAACACAUUAGCUUUUGGGAUCAAACCAGGAAUAUGAAUCUAUAAUUAUUAAGCUCAUUGCCAACCCACAAGAUAUUUGAUGUUUCUGAAAACCUGUAGUUUCUUAAGUCCAUCCCCUUCAUUAACUCUACCGUUGUGACUCACACUGAUCCCAAACUUUUGAGUGCUAAAUAUUAACAUUUAGCAUUAACUGUCUUGUCAAGCAAAAGGCCUUCUCUACAACCUAGUCCAUCUCACUUCUGGUGCUACCUGAGUUGGACAGAAUUCUAGCUCAUGGUUGCUAGGAAAGCUAGGCCUCUGAUCAUAGAAGCAGAUAGCUUCAGUCCCAGUCUAGGCCUAGAUAAAUGACUCUUAUUUCCACAACCCUUAUUAUUUUCCAAUUUCCUUUCUCGCAUACUGUACACAGGUAGUAUUUUCAAUGUGAAUCCAAAGCUUGUCUGGUUCUCUGAAAAUAAUUUUUUCCCCUUUAGGUUCUUUACAUUGUGAUAAUGCUGUAUUUAAAGAGAAUAUUUAAAUGUAAUAUUAAAGAAAUAUUCAAAAGAA